AUGAGCACUGUACUGGGAGAAACCUCGACGCCGAGUUCCUUACUUAACUUUGUGAGCAUGGCCACUAGCAACCUUAAAUUCGCCCUGGAGAAACCCGUUAAACCAAAAAGAAAAGUAAACCACAGAAAAUAUCUACAACGCCAACUGAAAGGACGUGGAGUAUCUUAUAAAAUGUCAUCCGAAAGUUCUUGGCAUAGCCAAGAACAGUUACUUGAUCACGUCUUCAUCGCAGUUGAACAGGAAAACGAUGUCGCGCUCACGGCGUCGAAGACUGCACCGAGUAAAAACCGUGCCGAAAACGUUGAAGGCCAAAAAAAUAACGCACUUGGGGUUAUUCAGAAAAAGCCCGAGCAAGGAAAAGAAAAGACUUUAGAAAUUUCAAGGAAUCAAGAAAUCAACGAGCGAAAGAGUACCCAGUCAUCGCUUUUCACUUCACCCCAGCCACCACUUCGAAAACGAAAGCUUCCCGACUCGUUUUGGAGCGAACCAUCAAAAACACCGCGACAGCCGCAUCAAAACACUCGUCACUCCUCAGCAAAUUUUCCUGGAAGCGAUCUUCAACGCACUGACUUUGAAAUUUUGCACUGGCUUCGCCCUGAACUUGAUGAUUUUAUAGAGCGCUGGUCGGAAGAAAGUGAGUGUGCUUCAAAUAAUUCUAGCCGUCCAGCUAGCCUAUCUGAUAACACAUCAACCGCCGAUCCGUAUUCACCGUCUUCCGAAACAUCCGAUAAUAUCGUUAUGGACGAAUUUUUUGAGCAGCGUGUUCCAUUUUCGUUCGAUGCUUCUACUAGAAGUAAUACUUCUAUUUUAAACGUACAACAACCGAGAAAUUGCAUUUUUCACAAUACAGACAGUACCAUGAGCGGUAACUUAUGGCAAGAUUAUGGCCUUAAACAUACGACCAACGCAUCAACUUACUUUAAUGGAUAUUACAAUUUUUCGGAGCCCACGUGGAACACCGUGCAAGCUCAAGGAAAUUAUUUUGGCGGUGGAUAUACUAUUUUAUCCUAA
Porites evermanni is the source of this 1011-nucleotide messenger RNA. The record is from the annotation of a GenBank genome assembly. Lineage: Eukaryota; Metazoa; Cnidaria; Anthozoa; Scleractinia; Poritidae.